AUGAGAAGCUGGGAAAAUGAACAAUUAUCCAAAUAUGGUGAUACGAAGUCCGCGAGAGCAAUCAUGUUGGUUGAGCUCAAAAAAUUGAUUGAGGAAAAUCCCUUAUUUCGCGAUAAAUUGCAAUUUCCCAAUCUUAAGAACUCAAGAUUGCGGACACUCAUCAAUCAAAGCUUGAAUUGGCAACAUCAACUUUGUAAGAAUCCACGGCCAAAUCCAGAUAUAAAAACUCUUUUUGUGGAUCACACUUGUGGACAACCAAAUGGUGCACGGGCUCCAUCACCUGCCAAUAUGCCACUACUAGGAUCCUUACCGAAGGUUGGAGGAUUUCCUCCUCUCGGUGCACAUGGGCCGUUUCAACCAACUCCAGCACUUGUGUCGAUGCCCCUGGCUGGUUGGAUGUCAAAUCCUACCACUGUAGCACAUGCCUCGGUUUCUGGAGGAGGAGCUAUAGGUCUUGGUGUUGGUGCACCAUCAAUGCCUGCUGCUUUGAAGCACCCUAGGACACCUCCAACUAAUCCUUAUAAACCUGGAAAAAAUGUGGGCAAUGAUUUUGGUCUCAAAUUUGUAGGGAAAGCCCUACGAAGUUUGCAGGGCCGUGCUUUAGGUUGGAGCAGUGGUAAUGUUAAUAUGGGUGAAGUGAAGGUCAUGAUUGUGUGUUAUAUUGAGCAAGGCAAUGGUGCAUUCUGCAGCAAUGAUCACGUGGAAUGUAGGGUGAUAUGGUGGUUUAAAGCAAAGCAAUGGUUCUGGUUUUUUGUAGCAUGUUGA
This is a messenger RNA of Lathyrus oleraceus (garden pea), 765 nucleotides long. RefSeq names its product protein TOPLESS. The transcript is spliced from 6 exons. Lineage: Eukaryota; Viridiplantae; Streptophyta; Magnoliopsida; Fabales; Fabaceae. Bases 1 to 765 code for a protein of 254 amino acids. The record is from RefSeq and is a predicted model, not a curated record. Gene Ontology annotation, biological process: regulation of DNA-templated transcription.